GUGUCACAGGCUGGAGCUUUCCCCUGUCCCCUGCUAUGCAGAGCUAUUAAAGCUAUUUUGAAAGUGACCCUUCAGCCUAGACACAUUCAGAAAGGGAGAGAGGAGAGGGGAGAGAGAGAGAGAGGAGGGAGCAGCUGUUUGGAACCAUGACUGAAGAUGACGGAUUCGGUUGUGGUGGAGGGUCAAGUCAGAUUGAGAGAUGGAAAAAAGUGGAAGAAUAGAUGGGUGGUGCUCAGGAAACCUUCGCCUGUAGCAGAUUGCUUGUUAAUGCUGGUGUACAAAGAUAAAUCGGAGAGGACGAAGGGGCACAAAGAGAAAAGCAGUGUGACGUUGGAAGACAUCUGUGGUCUGGAUCCAGGGAUUUCGUAUGAGGGAAUGAGCCAGACGCUCGCCAUCAUUUGUUUUACGCAAGUUGUUAUGCUGGGAUUUGAUAACAAAGACAUUAUGAAUGCAUGGGACGUACGGAUCCGAUACAGUUUGGGUGAAGUUCACAGAUUCCAUGUUGGUGUGUUGCCUGGUACCAAGUUGGAAAGUGGACUCGCCACACUUCAUUUGUGCAAUGAUAUAUUAGUUUUGGCAAGAGAUAUUCCUCCCGUGGUCAUUGGGCAGUGGAAGUUAACCGAUCUGCGACGCUAUGGAGCGGUGGCAAAUGGGUUUGUGUUUGAGGGCGGAACCAGAUGUGGAUACUGGGCCGGUGUCUUUUUUCUUUCUUGCGCAGAAGGUGAUCAGAUCAGUUUUCUCUUUGACUGCAUAGUCCGUGGCAUUUCUCCAACCAAAGGUCCAUUUGGGCUGCGACCCGUCCUUCCAGAUCCUAACUUCAAUCCCGCCUAUAUGGAGGAGCGAGUGGCGCAUGAAACCCUGCAGAUAGAGAAACGUCUCAGUUUGCUGUCUCAUCACAGUCUGGGAGGAGAUGACAGAAGUUUGUCCAGCUCUUCCUCGGACACCAGCCAUUCAGAUGCCAGUGCUGGGAGCAGACUUACCAUUUGGCCGGAGGCUUCUUCAGCCUCGUCAGCCAGUACUUCAGCAGAGAGUCAUGGAAUGUCAGCAGCAAAGGGCAGUCACCUCCGGGAUGAAAGAGCUCAUGCUGAGGUUCACCGUACUGCUAAACCUCCUCAGAAAUCGGUACAGUCUAGGCAGCUGCAGGAUAUAGGUCGUCAAAGCUCCUCCGACAGUGGCAUAGCGACGGGAAGCCACUCUUCCUACUCUGGGAGCUUUUCAUCGUAUGCUGAGAGCCUGGACAUUUGCCAGAGUGAAGAGUUUGGUUCAUUGCUAAGCUUACCAUUGAACUUAGCUGCAGAUCAGAAUGUAUGUACUUGCCAGCCUGUUGAUUCACAUAGAGGCUCUGAGUAUCACAUUCCGGGCUUUGUCAGACAUCUUUAUGACACACCCCGAAGUGUAUUACAUGGCGCUGCUAGAGAUACUCUGCCCAAGAGUUCAGAUUCCACAUUAUCCCAGGACCAUUCACAAGCAACUCAUGGCAUUACUGAUGCUAAGCAAUUGCUAGCACAGAUGGAGACAAAAGCCACCAGUGAACAAGGCCACGACUGGAGUAGACACCUUUCCUUGCAUCAAGAGAGCAAGGACUCCGCUGAAGAAACCUAUGUGGAUUUUGUUCCAAAAUGGACAACUACAAAACCACAACCGCAGAUGCCUGAGCCAAAGAGCACUGAUUUGGAACCACCAUCUGCUGGAACCUCAUCCGACACUUGUGAAAUAUGCAGCCCUCAGCCUGGGAUUACAAGAGCGCUUUUUGCAUCAUGCCCAGUCUGUGGAGGGCUAAAGGGAGCUGCAGCUUCACAGAUGGGGAUGUUACCCAACACAUCACAAGGUGCUACACCUGCAUUAGCGGGAGCCCCUAAACUGCCUAAGGGACAGACACUUUUGCUUGGUGCAGCAGGGGCAGCAGCUUAUCCAGCCGAGCCACUGGUAUCUGACCGACCUCGCAGUGAAUCAGCAACAUAUGUUAAUAUUCCCAUCAGCCCUACAGCAAAGAAACAGCUCCAUUACUUGGCAUUAGAACUUCAAGAUCCUAAUACAGGAAUAAGAGGAGGAGGAUCCACCAAGUAUGCUCAGAUAGAUAUUGCUGCAACUGAGACAGCCCAGAAAGUAGGAUCCCAACAUGCGCAGUCAAGAGAAGAGCGUCUUCAGGAGCUUGAACAGAAAAGAAAAGGAGCACAACAGUGACCUGAUUCAGGAAAUAGCAAGUGUGCACCUUAGCCUAAGGGGCACUGAACCAUAAACCUGUAAUUGCUGAAGAAACCAACACUGUUUUUUCUGAACAUAGGAGCAUCGGUGGCCAUAUCUGUGGUAUGUGGGCCAAAUGUGCUGCAAACUCUCAAGGCCUAAUGUUCCAUUAAAGGAUUUGGUUACCUGUUGUUGUAGAACUGCUCACACUUUAUUAGCAAAAACAUGUAGCAUAUUGAUACAGGGGGUCAUUCCAUAACUCAUAUUCCACACUGGAAAUCAUGUAGAAUUAUCUGGUUUAAGGCAAUCUCCAAGGUUUUUUUGGAUUAUUUCACAGAAAUGAUCCUAUCUUGUUGAAGGCAGUGCCCAAUGUUUUCUUUUUUUUUCUUUUUUAAGUAUUCCAUUUAAAUUAUUAUAUAUUGUUGGUUGCAAAGUUGAAGGUUUUCUAAAAUAGUUCAAUAAAAUGAUCACACUUUGUUUUCUGGAAUAUUUCAGUCAAUGCAGUUUAUAGAGCUGAAGGCAAUGCCUAAGGUUUUCUGGAAUAUUUUACAAAAAAUAUCAUAUAUGGUUGAAGGCAAUGUCCAAAGUUGUCUAGAAUAUUGUAUUUAAAUGAUAUUUAAAAACAGAAUUUGAAUUUAAAGUCCAUAUGUCCUUCAAUGUGGCAAUAUUAUUUUGUAUGGACUUCUAUAACAUACUAUUUAUUUUUGUGUCUAUCUAUAUAUGUCUAUAGUAUUUAAUGUAAUUUGCAUAUAUUUUAUAAUUAAUGGUUUUCUGCAACAUACCUCCUCAGUUUUAAUGGUCUUACACACAAUGUUUUUUUGUAGAAUUUUCUCCUUUUUACUGUAUAUGAUCAUUACAUGUUCCGGGGCAUUUAUGUACUUCACUGGAGUUUAAUUAACUUUUUCUUGAUUAUAAUUCUUUAUUUCGAAUAUGUCUUUCAAUUUCAAAUCCAGGAAGAAAUGUGCAUAUGUUAUUUGUAUAAAAAUGUAAAAACAGCAGGUGACACUAUUUGUAAAACGUAUUGAACAUAAAUAUGAUGUAUGUAGAUGACUCACAUACCUUUAAAUGGAAUUAAUAAUAAGGGGCAGAUUUAUCAACAUUCAAAUCCAACUUUUUAGCCGAUUUAGAGUUUUAUUGCGGCAAAAACAGUGAAUUUCGGAAAUUUAUGAAAGUCAAAUUUCAAUAUUUAUGAAGCACAAAAACUUGAAUAUUGAAAUAUAAAAAUUUGGCAUCUAAAAGCUGUUGAGUUCUUGUAGAAGUCAAUGUAAGUUGUAUUAGCAAAAUUAAAGUUAUUUUUUGAGUGAAUUUCAGAAAUUUCUGAAAGUCAAAAUUUCAAUAUUUAGGAAGCACAAAAACUUGAAUAUUCAAAUAUAAAAAUUUGGCAUCUAAAAGCUGU
Molecule: messenger RNA, 3580 nt
Organism: Xenopus laevis (African clawed frog)
Lineage: Eukaryota; Metazoa; Chordata; Amphibia; Anura; Pipidae
Gene: dok7.S
Product: docking protein 7 S homeolog
Exons: 11
Coding region: 157-2184 (675 amino acids)
Biological process (GO): neuromuscular junction development
Molecular function (GO): protein kinase binding
Source: RefSeq, a predicted model, not a curated record